AUGCCCUGCGGACCAGUCCACGACAACUUUACCAUCCCUGGCUUUACCCGAACCCAGUUCCCCAUUCGCACGUGCUUCGCCCUUACAACGAAAAAAGCCCAAGGCCAAUCCUUCGGUGGCCGCACUGGUCUCGACUUACGAGAUCACUGCUUCUCGCACGGUCAACUCUACGUCGCAUUAUCGAGGACUACUCACCUCAGCAACGUCACUAUCCUCACUCGAGAGUCCGAUGAAACAACAGGAAAAGUAAUGUACCAAGAGGUCCUUCAGUAA
This is a messenger RNA of Chondrus crispus (carragheen), 273 nucleotides long. RefSeq lists its product as hypothetical. The transcript has a single exon. Lineage: Eukaryota; Rhodophyta; Florideophyceae; Gigartinales; Gigartinaceae. The record is from RefSeq and is a predicted model, not a curated record. The coding region runs from base 1 to 273 and encodes 90 amino acids.